Salvia miltiorrhiza (redroot sage) is the source of this 1842-nucleotide messenger RNA. Its product is annotated as hydroxyproline O-arabinosyltransferase 1. The coding region runs from base 607 to 1539 and encodes 310 amino acids. Lineage: Eukaryota; Viridiplantae; Streptophyta; Magnoliopsida; Lamiales; Lamiaceae. Gene Ontology annotation, molecular function: glycosyltransferase activity. The transcript has 8 exons. The record is from RefSeq and is a predicted model, not a curated record.
UAUUAAAGUUUGCCUCUUUCUUUUGUGUAACUUAGAUGAUAUGUAUUUAGGUGGAGUUGCACUUGCUAUUCUAUUCUAAACUUCUUCUCUUAGAAAUACAUGUUGGCGUUGUCUUGUACAUUCUUGUAAAUUUGUAUACUAAUUAAUGUCUCAUUGCCAACAAACCUUUUCUUGUUCUUGAUUUCAACUUGCAAUCCUCUCAAAAGAAACAUUUAAACUUGCAAUAUUUGAGUUUUGACAAAAUAGGUAGCAAUACAACUACAUUAAUUAGGAUUUAAGACAACAACUACAUUAAUUAGGAUUUAAGGGUGUCAUCUUGAUUUAGUCAACUGAAGUUAGAUGUUCGAUUUAGUCAACUGAAAUUAGAAGCUGAAAAAGGCUGCCUACCAAAUCCGAAACCAGAGCAUCUCUUCUCUCGUAGGAAUUUGUUCAUCAUAAUCAUGGGCUUGUAGGAAUUUGUUCUUCGCCGCAGUGAUCAGCUUCUCUGCAGCGCUCAUCACCUACAACAUCAUCAUCUCCGCAAAUGCCUCUCUCAAGCAAGAAUUCCCGGGCGAUUCAAACCCAUCAAUCAAGUCAUCUUCCUCCUCCUUUGACCCCAUCAUCAAAAUGCCCACCGCCACGGCCGCCUCCAAGAAGCCGAGACGCCUCUUCCACACCGCCGUCACCGCCUCCGACUCGAUCUACAACACCUGGCAGUGCAGGGUGAUGUACUACUGGUUCAAGCAGCAGAAAUUACGCCACCCCGAUUCCGACAUGGGCGGCUACACCCGCAUCCUCCAUUCCGGCAAGCCCGAUCGAUUCAUGGAUGAGAUUCCCACCUUCGUCGCUCAGCCCCUCCCCGAUGGAAUGGACCAGGGCUACAUUGUCCUAAACAGGCCUUGGGCAUUUGUGCAGUGGCUUCAACAAGCAAACAUUGAAGAAGACUACAUACUUAUGUCCGAGCCGGAUCACAUUCUGGUCAAGCCGAUCCCAAACUUGUCCAGAGAUGGCCUUGGAGCUGCAUUCCCUUUCUUCUACAUCGAGCCUAAGAAAUACGAGAAGGUCCUGCGCAAGUUUUUCCCCGAGGAUAGAGGACCGAUUACUAACAUCGAUCCAAUUGGGAAUUCACCAGUCAUUGUAGGGAAGGAUGCUCUGAAAAAGAUAGCUCCGACUUGGAUGAAUGUUUCAUUGGCCAUGAAGAAAGAUCCUGAAGCAGAUAAAGCUUUUGGAUGGGUCCUUGAGAUGUAUGCAUAUGCUGUUGCGUCUGCAUUUCAUGGCGUGGGUAACAUUUUGUACAAGGAGUUCAUGAUUCAGCCUCCUUGGGAUACGGCAAUUGGAAAGUCUUACAUAAUUCAUUAUACUUACGGAUGCGAUUAUGAUUUACAGGGUAAGAUGACUUAUGGAAAGAUCGGAGAGUGGAGAUUUGACAAGAGAUCAUACGACAACGUGUGGCCUCCAAGAAACCUUGCCUUGCCACCACCUGGUGUCCCAGAAAGUGUGGUGACUUUGGUGAAGAUGGUGAAUGAAGCCACUGCAAAUAUUCCAAAUUGGGGCUCUUAAACUCCCAAGUCUUGCAUGUAUUGUGUCAACAUGUAGAUACUCACCUCAUACUGGUAUGAUGCUGAUGAGGAUUAGAGAAACAGCCUCUCUCCUCAUUGGAGCUCUCUCUAAAUAACGUUGGAGAGUUGUCAGCUCGUUCGUAUAUCCUCUGUUUUUACACACUGUUAAGUCUUUUGCUCAACUUUCGACCGGGGAUUAUGCUCUGCGGCUUGUAAAUCGUUGAUGAGGAACAAUAUGUUUCUGCUGUACACACUCUUUCUUCUUUUGUGAGAUGAAUAACAGAAGCCUUUGAAAUUAUCAAAA